UUGUAUGGUAUACAUAUGGUGUCAAUUUAGGAAAGUCCGCAAUUUGAUGUCAAUCAGCAUGUUUCUUUCCCCAAAUCACCUAGAGUUACCACGCAUGGAAAGGUCGAACAAAUUAAGGACAACCCGUCGUCUAUAUAAGCUGCACCAAUCUCUCCCUCCCCCUCCGCCUCCCUUCUCUCUUCUCUUCCUUGUUCCCUUCUCUCUUCUCUUCCUUGUUCCCUCCCUCUUACGAAAACGUAAAUAUAAAUAUAAUAUGGUGAUGAGGAGGAAGCCGAGCAUGGGACGUCAGAAGAUCGAGAUGAAGAGGAUCGAGAGAGAGGAGGCCCGCCAGGUGUGCUUCUCGAAGCGCCGCGCCGGGCUCUUCAAGAAGGCCAACGAGCUCUCCAUCCUGUGCGGCGCCGAGAUCGGGAUCAUCGUCUUCUCCCCCGCCGGCAAGCCCUUCUCCUUUGGCCACCCCUCGGUCAGCUCCAUCAUCGACCGCUUCCUCUCCGACAGCCCCUCCCCUCCAACUCUGCCGUUUGCCGACCGCCGCAUCCCGGCGGCGCGGGAGAUGAUGGUCGUCCGCGAGCUCAACCGCCAGUACACAGAACUCGCGGCCUUGCUGGAGACCGAGAGGAGGAAGAAGGCGGCGCUCGAGGAGGCCGUGAGGGUGAAGCGGACGGGGGAGGCCACCUUGUGGGGCGCGAACAUCGAGGAGCUCGGCCUGGGGGAGCUCGAGAGGCUGCAUCAGUCCUUGGGGAGGCUGAGGAGGGACGUGGCGAGGCCCGCCGACCAGCUCGUCAUCGUGGCCGCGCAUGAUCGGAGCUCCAGCAUCACAGCGGCGAGUAGUUCUGCUCCUCCUCCUCCUUCUGGUGUCACCCUAGGCUUUGGUCGUGGAUUGGAGGGGAGCAUGGCGCUUCCUCCUCCUGCUACUGCCUUUGGUUAUGGCCGUGGGCUCUUUUAGAGGAGCACUCGAGAUUUGAGAAGCAACAAAACCAUAUCAAAUUGAUUGUAUGGUCAAUUUUGUGUUUUAGCUAGUGUAAAGACUCGCAAUACUUAAUAUUGAUUGUGUGGUCUUGUUGAUCCAUAUCAAAUUGUACCACAUUGUGGUAAAACACUCCUAGGUAAAGAAGCAACAAGACCAUGGUUUCUAACAAUUAAUAUUUUCAACUU
This is a messenger RNA of Phoenix dactylifera (date palm), 1152 nucleotides long. RefSeq names its product agamous-like MADS-box protein AGL61. Gene Ontology annotation, molecular function: DNA-binding transcription factor activity, RNA polymerase II-specific; RNA polymerase II cis-regulatory region sequence-specific DNA binding; protein dimerization activity. Lineage: Eukaryota; Viridiplantae; Streptophyta; Magnoliopsida; Arecales; Arecaceae. Gene Ontology annotation, biological process: positive regulation of transcription by RNA polymerase II. The record is from RefSeq and is a predicted model, not a curated record.